UAAAAAAAUAUUUAAUAAUAAUGAAGAUAUUGUUGCUUAUUCUUCAAGCUCUGAUAAAAAACUUAAAAAACAAAAAUUGUUCAAUACAUACACAUCUAGCUUAGAAUUAUCUCAAACUGAAUAUGAUAAUCCAGCUGAUAAUGAUAACAAUAAUAUAUCCGAUGA
Messenger RNA from Dentiscutata erythropus, 165 nucleotides. NCBI's taxonomy places the organism in Eukaryota, Fungi, Glomeromycota, Glomeromycetes, Diversisporales, Gigasporaceae. The record is from the annotation of a GenBank genome assembly.